Cucurbita maxima (winter squash) is the source of this 740-nucleotide messenger RNA. RefSeq lists its product as uncharacterized. The transcript is spliced from 2 exons. NCBI's taxonomy places the organism in Eukaryota, Viridiplantae, Streptophyta, Magnoliopsida, Cucurbitales, Cucurbitaceae. The record is from RefSeq and is a predicted model, not a curated record. The coding region runs from base 146 to 442 and encodes 98 amino acids.
UGUUUUGGAUAAAAGACAGCGCCAUCGAAAAUCAGACGUAACGCAACGUUUCGGCGUCACCUCCAAAGCCUUUAUCCGUUUCUACACUAUUCCAGUUCCAAAACCCUAACCCACUUUUCACUCUCAUCUCCGGCGAAAUCUUCCGAUGGGUCUUCUCUCAUGGUGGAAAGGUGGUUCUGCGCCAUCGGAAUCCAAUUCGAAGUCGCAGCCUCCUCCGAAGAAUGUCUCUCAGCCGGCCGAAGUCCCUGGCCUUAACGGUGCCGUCGAAGUCCCCCGACCGGCCGCCACUGUGACCGUCUUCGAGUUCGGCUCCGUUUCCGCUUCCUCCGAUAGUGUCACCCUAACCGGUUACUGCCCCGUCUCCGACGACCUCGAGCCCUGCCGCUGGGAGAUUCUGCCUGCAAGCGGCUCCGACGCGCCUCUUUUUCGCGUCGUCUUCUGAGGUGCUUGAGAUGUUUAUGGAAGCCACAAGAAUAUGCCUCAAUGAUUAGUUGGUUUUGUUGGCCAGAAGCUUCUUGGAAUCAUUCAAGAGAGUUGCAGCAAUUUGCGGCGUUUCACAUAAUGUAUGAAUAAUUUGAAUACUUCUGCAUAUUAAAUAUUUAAAAAAAAAAAAGUAUGCAAUUUAUUUAGAAUUGAUGAAAUUUCAAUCUUAGCUUGCUAAUUUCAUAAUGUCUGCUUUUCUAAUGAUUUCUUUUGUUCCUUUACUCAUUCUGUGAGAAGAAUCUUCCAUUUUUCUUUCA